CCCACCCUACCCACCCCCCACCCCUUAAUUCCCCAAUUAUCUUCUUUUCUUCUCCCUCAAAUUAUGCAAAAACCAUGCCUCACAAACCAAAUUUUAUCACCAAGUUGCAAUUAUUAUAUAAACAAACCAAAGCAUCUAUUUUCUUAUUAUAUAAAUUAUAGGAAAAACUCAUCCAUUUUCUUAUAAUUAACAUUCUUUCCCUCCAAAACAGAGGAUGAUUCAACUUGAAGCCAAUUUUUUAGUUUCAUGAGAAACACAAAAAGAUUAAACCCUCUACCCUCACAUUAAUAUCAUAUAUUGUUGCACAAAAUGCAUCCUCCAAUCACCUACAUUCUCCUGUUCUGCCUUUUAACCUCUCUCCUAUCUGUCAUCAAGGCCACUCUUAAUCUUUCUCUUCCUUAUCAACACCCUAAUCCUGAAGUUGUUGUUCAAGAAGUUCAUAGGAGAAUAAAUGUAUCUAUCCAACAUAGAAGAGCAAUGCUCGACAUCGGUGGCGGUUGUAUCACCGGAAACCCGAUCGACGAUUGCUGGAAAUGCGACCCGAAUUGGGGUACCGACCGCCAACGCCUAGCCGACUGCGGCAUCGGCUUCGGGCGGUACGCGUUAGGCGGCAAAGGAGGGCAGUACUACGUGGUAACCGACUCCUCCGACCACGACACCGUGAACCCAACCCCAGGCACCCUCCGCCACGCCGUCUUACAAACCGAACCAUUAUGGAUCGUUUUCGCUUCGAGCAUGCUGAUCAAACUCAAACACGAGCUAAUCAUCAACAGCUUCAAGACCAUAGACGGUCGCGGGGUCAACGUGGACAUCACCGGAGGCGGGUGCAUCACCAUCCAAUAUGUUACUAAUGUUAUUAUCCAUAAUAUUCGUAUCUUCAACUGUAAACCGUCCGGUAACGCCAUGAUCCGAUCUAGUCCGACCCAUGUUGGCCGGAGAGGGUUAUCGGACGGUGACGGAAUAUCGAUUUCCGGGUCAAGAAACAUAUGGAUUGAUCACUGUUCUUUAUCUCAUUGUACGGAUGGUUUGAUUGAUGCAAUUUUGGGAUCAACGGCUAUUACAAUUUCAAACAAUUAUUUUACGUAUCAUAAUGAAGUUAUGCUUAUGGGUCAUGAUGAUGCAUAUUUGCCGGAUAAAGGAAUGCAGGUUACGUUUGCAUUUAAUCAUUAUGGGAAGGGUUUGGUGCAAAGAAUGCCGAGGUGUAGACAUGGGUAUUUUCAUGUAGUGAACAACGAUUUUACUGAAUGGAAGAUGUAUGCGAUUGGUGGGAGUGCGAAUCCCACGAUUAAUAGUCAGGGUAACCGUUAUAUAGCGCCACCCGAUCCUAAUGCAAAGGAGGUUACAAAGCGUGUGGAUGCAAAUGAGAAGAAUUGGGUAGGGUGGAAUUGGAGGACCGAAGGAGACUUGAUGGAAAAUGGUGCGUUCUUUGUGCCAUCCGGUGAAGACCUAAACGCUAUGUAUGCAAAGGCGACUAGUGUUGAUCCUAAAUCGGCCUUCCUUGUAGAUCAACUAACGAUGAACGCAGGUGUCUUUGGUGCGCCUAGGGAUGAUGUUGGGACCGUGUCAUUCGGUAACGGCCCGAUCACCACAGGAGGUGGUGAAGGCAGGAAUACUGGCAACCAUGAUGACGAUGACUACUUUGGAAUUACGUUUGGUAGCGGCACGAGCGCAAAAUUAGCACCGCCCACCACUCUCUUUUCGAUUUCACUAAUUUUCUUAGUUUUGUACUUUAACAUCGUCACCAUCAACGGUGGUCGUUUCUUUAUGUUAUUAUUGUAGUAAUAGAUUUGGACAAUUGAGUACAAAAGGAGAAAAAAAGAAAGAAAAAGAAUUAUAUAUGGUCGACUUCUUUUGGUUG
This is a messenger RNA of Helianthus annuus (common sunflower), 1858 nucleotides long. Its product is annotated as probable pectate lyase 5. The coding region runs from base 310 to 1779 and encodes 489 amino acids. Gene Ontology annotation, molecular function: pectate lyase activity. The record is from RefSeq and is a predicted model, not a curated record. The transcript has 5 exons. Lineage: Eukaryota; Viridiplantae; Streptophyta; Magnoliopsida; Asterales; Asteraceae.